AUCCAAAAUCGGGGGAAGAAGAAGGGUACAAGCACAGCACAUAAAGCAAGGAUGUCGGAGUGGAGUUAAUUCCGCGGGAAGGGUAUGUUGGUGCUUCAGCGGAAAAGGUGGGUCGCUUAUCUCCCGCUAACUCCGGCAUCAAGGAAGGCCGUUGAUCUACAGUAGAGAAACUCACGCCUAAGAUCAAUGACGAUAUAAGGAGCCGAAUUCCGCCCGCCCUCCAAUUCCAGGACCCGACACCGAUCCCCAAGACGCAAACCUGAUCAGAAUAACCUCUGGAAAAAAAAAGAUAUCAGCAAGGACAUAAAAAGAAAGAAAUUCAAAAGCACGAUGAUUACCAUCUGCAAUACUCCUGUCGGCAGCACUGGAUACGGGCUCUUGGGAUUCACUUGGAGACCCCACCAGACGCCCGAUGAACAGGCUUUCGCAGCGAUGAAGGUAUAUAUAUCCCCCCGGCUUAUGACCCCGCCGAAUUCUCAUCGGUCCCGCUAAUAUAAUCACAGAAAGCGAUAGAGAAGGGCGCUAUCUGUUGGAACUCGGGCGAAUUCUACGGCACCCCGGACCCGACCCUCGGCCUCCAACUCCUUCACCGCUACUUCAAAAAGUACCCGGAGGACGCUUCCAAGGUCAUCCUAAGCAUCAAAGGCUGCGUAGACAUGUCAAACCUCAGAGCCCUGGGGUCCCCGGCAGACGUGCGCAAAUCCGUGGACAACACCCUACGCAUCCUCGACGGCGUGAAGAAGAUCGACAUAUUCGAGUGCGCACGGGUGGACCCCAGGACGCCGAUUGAGGAGACGAUUGGCGCGCUCGCCGAGUGCGUGAGGGAGGGGAAAAUCGGAGGCAUAGGACUCAGUGAGUCCGGCGCUGCCACCAUCCGCAGGGCCCACGCUGUGCACCCGAUCGCCGCCGUGGAAAUCGAGUACUCGCUCUGGGCGACGGAGAUACGCACGAACGGAGUCGCCAGUGUUUGCGCCGAACUCAACAUCCCCAUCGUCGCCUAUAGUCCGCUUGGGAAGGGGUUCCUGACGGGGGAGAUAAAGUCCCCGGAAGAUCUCCCGGAGAACGACUUCAGGAGGCGCUUCAGCAGGUUCCAGCCCGAGAACUUUAAGAUCAACAUCGAGCUCGUGAAUAGGGUUGAGGGUCUCGCAAAGAAGAAGGGGUGCACCCCUGCGCAGUUGGCGAUGGAGUGGGUGAGGUACCAGAGCGGGAGGGAUGGGAUGCCGGACUUGUUGCCGAUUCCCGGAGCGACCACCGCGGGGAGGGUUGAGGAGAAUUGUCAAGAGGUUGGCCUCACGGAGGAGGAGUACUCGGAGCUUGAGGGGAUAAUUGGGAGCAACCAGAUCGUCGGAGGGAGGUAUUUCGAAGCGGCCGAGUCCCUUUUGUUUGCCUAAGGCCCGCACAUAGGGUACAUUCACGAGCAGCUGCUCGUAGAUGGUUUGCAUCACGCCCAUCCCAACCGCCCCUGCAAUGCAUAGGUAGAAAUAAAUACACUCAUUCACG
Molecule: messenger RNA, 1500 nt
Organism: Tuber aestivum (summer truffle)
Lineage: Eukaryota; Fungi; Ascomycota; Pezizomycetes; Pezizales; Tuberaceae
Source: the annotation of a GenBank genome assembly